AUGAAGAUCAAACUUUCCUACGUGUGGCUGGUUGUGGCGGGCAUUGCCGUGUUGUUGGCGGGAAUCUCCAUCGCAUUGACACCAAUGGGUCGCCCCGGCAGUGUAGAGGCUCAUCAGUCGUCGGUCCACGACCUGACCUUGAGUUGCCCUACAUCGGUCAUAGAAGGCGAAACGUACAAAGUAACCCUGACUAUGGACGAUGCAAUAAUCGUUCGAGGUGUGGAAGGGUCCUGGCACUGGCGGGCCAUUCCCGGACAGCAGAACACGGCCACGAUGAUUUCUACGGCGGCUACUGACGAGGAAAAAGCGACUGCUGAUCUCAUUUACUGGGAAGGCGGGCUCAACGAAGUCACCAGUCCGGCAGAGUAUUUCGCCAAGAAGAUAGAGCAUACAUUUGCCAUCAAGGAAGACGACAUUACCGAGCCCUCGGAAUGGUUCAGGGUCUACUUCAAAAACCAUGCCAGCGGGGGACACGGAGCUGGCCGCCUUGAUGUCCUCUGCAACAUGUACAUCGUCGACGAUGACCCCCCGACGGUGAAAGAAGUUCGGAUGAGCAACACGCCGGCUUUGGACAAUACCUACCGAUUGGGGGAUUACAUAUAUAUUGACGUCGAAUUCGACGAGCCGGUGUAUAUCAUUCCCGAUCGGGUGGCGGCCACAGACGAGGCAGAGAGCUAUGUUCUUUAUCCGAAGCUGCAAUUCUGGCUGGACGGGGACGGCGACGAUACCCCUCAGCUGCGGGAAGCGGAUUUCGAUGAGACUUUUUCCUGGGAGACCUCGACCGGCGAUGCCGACCCAACCCUGGUCCCCAGCGGGGGGGACUCAGGGGCGACGUUCUCAGGUUCGAAUACAAGGUCAAGGCUGGCGAUUCCGACGCUGACGGAUUGACCAUCGGCGCUCACACGGAGACCGGACUUGGGGAGAAUAUGAUCGGUUGGUCUUCAGACAUAUCUCAUAAAGCAGACCA
Geodia barretti is the source of this 967-nucleotide messenger RNA. The record is from the annotation of a GenBank genome assembly. NCBI's taxonomy places the organism in Eukaryota, Metazoa, Porifera, Demospongiae, Tetractinellida, Geodiidae.